Carassius gibelio (silver crucian carp) is the source of this 3921-nucleotide messenger RNA. Its product is annotated as proline-rich protein 5-like. Gene Ontology annotation, cellular component: TORC2 complex. Lineage: Eukaryota; Metazoa; Chordata; Actinopteri; Cypriniformes; Cyprinidae. Bases 983 to 1981 code for a protein of 332 amino acids. The transcript has 9 exons. Gene Ontology annotation, biological process: TORC2 signaling. The record is from RefSeq and is a predicted model, not a curated record.
AAACAGAGUGUGUUCCUUCUUUCAGAUGUUUGUAGGCACAUUAGAGAUGGCAUGGGUAGUUUAAGGGUUUCCUUAUUUGGCACGUUGAUUUUUGGAAAGUGAGAAUGAGAUUGAAGGAAUGAUAUCAGUCGAGAUGGAGAUGAUGGUGAGCGUGUUUGAGAACUGAACUAACCAUAUCAAGCUUUCUUCUCUGAUUCGGUCCUCCCUUCAUGCUGUUCAUUUGUAAUGAAUCCAAAACACACACACCUUAUUAAUGAGGCUGAAACAGACCAGUUUGUGAUGUGAGUGAAUUCAGUCUGAAAAGUUUAAUAGUUGUAAUGGCUUUGUUUGGGUCAGAAACGAGAGCAGAACAGAUGCAGUGGUACUUGAUGGCUGGACAGAAGUCGAACAGCAGAUGGUCAUCACAACACUCCUCUGUGUGUGAGUCUGGUUUCUCCUAAGGUUUGUUUUUCUCCAUUUCUGUCACCGGUGGAGUUCUGGUGCCUUUGCCUUGCUUAUUUCUGGCAACAUUGUUGACACUAUUGGAAAAGAGCUGAAAUGAGCUGGUUGAUGACGUCACUGAAUCAUUGCUGAACUGGCUUUAACUGAUGUUUUUUAUCGUCCUCUUACAUUAUCUAUUAAUAUUAUUAUAUAUCAUUUUUUAUUUAUUUGUACGUUAAUCAAUUUGGUGGUUAAUUACAAUUCUAUCAAACAUACAGUACAUCAUUAAGUCGGUUCCGCCGGUCUCGCGCUUUUCUCGUGCACACGCUCAGGUGCGCGCGCACGCUGCUGCGAGCCAGACGGACGCGGAGCGCGAGACGCGAUUCAAACAUCGAGAAACUCGAUUAAACUUAAUAAAACUGAAACUCAGAAUAAUUUAUUUAAUGUAAAUAUAAAAUACACCACAUAACUAAACCAAAGUACGCCUAAACGUAAGAAACGCAGAUAUUUUCUUUACAUCAACUGCAGAAGAGAGAAACGGACUCUCCACAGGCUGAAGUUGAUGAGUUCUCCCAGUCUGAGUGAUUUGGGUCGAUCAGAGAGAUCAGCGCUGGAUGACAGGAACGACCAGGAGCACCGAGCUGGAGCCAACGCCACCUGGAACAGCAUCCAUAAUGCCGUGAUCGCUGUGUUCCAGCGCAAGGAUCUGGGAGAGAAUGAGCUCUAUGUGCUGAAUGAAGGCGUCAGGCAGCUCCUAAAGACUGAGUUGGGCUCCUUCUUCACAGAGUAUCUGCAGAAUCAGCUGUUGACGAAGGGAAUGGUGAUUUUGAGAGAUAAGAUUCACUUUUAUGAAGGUCAGAAGCUGCUGGACUCUCUGGCAGAAACGUGGGACUACUUCUUCUGUAAUGUUCUGUCCAUGCUGCAGGCCAUCUUCUACCCCGUCCAGGGGAAGGAGCCGUCUGUCCGUCAGCUGGCUCUGCUGCACUUCAGGAACAUCAUCACUCUCAACAUAAAGCUGGACGAUGCUCUGACUCGACCGCGCGCUCGUGUGCCGCCCUCCAUCAUUCAGAUGCUGCUCAUCCUGCAGGGGGUUCACGAGUCUAAAGGUGUGAGCAGUGAUUACCUGAAGCUGGAGUCUCUGGUGCAGAAGGUGGUGUGUCCGUAUCUGGGGACGCGUGGCCUGUUCUGCGGCGAUGGCUCGGUGGCUCAGAGCUCGUGUGUUCUGGAGAAGCGUCUCCUGCGCCGAUGGCCGCGCUCCAGCGACUCGCACGCCAAGAACCUGGUGGUGCGCUCCAAGAGCUACAACAUCCCUGUGCUGACGCCGCUGGAGGAGCACGACCCCGAGAGCAGCGCCGCGGUCAGACGUCACUCCGUGUGUCAGAUGACGUCCUGCGCAGAAGAGCCAGACGUCUGUGAGGAUCCGUCUCCUCCCGUCUGCUCCGAGACCAUCGUGGACCAGAUCCUGGAGUCUCUGGACUCAGACACCGAGGGAAUCUUCAUCGACUUCCGCCGGCAGCGUUCCAGCUCCGACUUCAGCCGGGAGAGCCAGAGCGCAGUGUGACCUUUGACCUGGAGACACGUUCGGCUCGACCGUGAGACUAACACACUUCUCUACUGUACUAGUGCUGCAGUGUGAAGAUCUAACUGAGAACUGACCAGCGCUCUCGUGUUUCUAAGAUGCUUAUCAUCUCAAUACCAACCAAAUCCAUUGAGUUUAAAGGGGGGGGGGGUGAAAUGCUCGUUUUCACUCAAUCUCCUGUUAAUCUUGAGUACCUAUAGAGUAGUACUGCAUCCUUCAUAACUCCAAAAAGUCUUUAGUUUUAUUAUAUUUAAAAGAGAAAGAUAGUCUGUACCGAUCUUUUCCGGAAAAACACAAGCGGCUGGAGGCGUGACGUGUGGGCGGAGCUAAAGAAUCACGAGCGCCAGUAGGCUUUUGCGUUGAGAGCGUUUGGAAGCUGUGACAUUACCGUGAGGAAAAAAAAAAACCAUCAUCCAAAACAAACCAUGGCUAACAGUCAGAUUCAGCGUUUAUUUAUGAUCCAGAAUCAGAUCCAGAGGCUGAAACUGAACGAGAGCAGCAGCAGCAAUGACGUCUCUAUGUGGUAUGUACUGAAACUGUAUAUAUUUGCUUAGCGGUUUUGGAAAAUGACUAAGUUCCACUUUGUAGUCUUUUUUUUUUUUUUUUUUAAGCUGUACAUGUGGAAAGUGCAGUUUGAUGACAACAUCGCAUGUUGUUUACUUGAUGUGUUACGCGCUGAUAGUUAAGUUAACAACACAGAGAUAUUUGAAGCAGUUUUACUCACCGCCUGCGGUUCCAACACACGAUCGUGACCCUUUUUCGUUGGGACUGCAUUAUCCUUAAGAAAUAAACGAUACGCAAAUCCGUCGUCAAACUGGGCCUUGUUUGUAAAACAAGCAUCUUCGAAAUGCAGGGAACAAACACAAACACUUGCACAACUCCGUUGAUGCUCUGUAAAAAUAAACUCCAUCCACUGGUCCCUUAAUGCUGUUUCUCUUUUGGUAAUCUGUGCAGGGUUGUCUUGCCCUGGCAACCAAAAACACACUCCUGUGACAUUUCUCGACGCUCUCGCUCUGAUCAGUGAAGUCUGUUGUGCUCUCAGUGCUCUGCUAUACGGGAGCGCGCUCUUCCGGCAGAAGUGCCUUAGGACCCAUAUAAGGAAAUUCCGCACCAUCUAACGUCACACAGAGCCAUACUCGAAAAAAACUUUCCCAAACUUGUGACAAACCGGAAAGAGUAUUUUUGGAACAGAAAUACUCCUUCAAACGUACAACUUAAUUUUUGAAACUUUGUCCAUGUUUAGCAUGGGAAUCCAACUCUUUAACAGUGUAAAAAACUCAGUAUGAAUGAAAUAGCAUUUCACCCCCCCCCCCCCUUUAAUUAUUUAAAAAGUUUAAUAUCAAUGUAAUUGCAUAAUUAUAAAUAAUAAUUAAUUCAAUAGGGUUAAAGUAUUUUUCCAUAAAACAUUUCCUCAGAAGAUAGUAACAGAAUGAAAAAUAGAGAAGUGCGUGACGAGCAAUAAUGAGCACGAGAGCGAAGCUUCAGACGAGAGCAGUGAUUCCUCCUCUCACUAAAUGACUGUUUGAUUAUUAAUAACACAUCAUACAGUAAGAUCUAAUAAUGCACGGAUGUAUAGUUCACCAGUGAGAGAGAGAUUAGCAUCAGUCGUGCUGUUAGGAUGAAGCUAGCGCUAGUUCUUCAUUCUGAACACUGCAGUGCUGCUCUUCAUCUUGUGUUGUGUUUUUAAUUAAAGAGUUUCAUAUUUGACUUGUUUAGAAAUAGUGAAAUGUAAAGUAAAAUGACUAAUUUUAAAGAGUUGCAGUGUUUAAGUAAGUGAUUAUUUUCGUAAGUUUGUAAAUAUGUAAAGUUUUCACACUCAUGUUUUGAAUAAUGACCUUGCCUUCACAGAUUACUAUUUUUAUUGCAAUUGUAAUUGAGUGAACUAAUAUUUUACUGCUGAUUAAAAAACUUCUACACUUUCA